UCAGAACUGUUUGAAUUGGUCUUGGGUAGGUUUUUGGCCAUCUAUGAAUACCUGUUGAGGGUUAUGUGACAAAACCCAGUUACCCAGCGACGUAAUCCUCCUAUAACCAAAACAAAAUCCUCAAUUUGAAAUUCAUUAGAAACUCCUAAUCCUCCGCUCCUGUAAGAUGAGCGCAACAUACUGUGACAAACAUCUGCUUCACACCCGUAGUUUCUACUUAUCACCACCAAAAAUCCUUCGCCAACAACAAAAUUUGCGUGUAGUAGAAAAGAAGAAAUGGAAUGGUCAGAAUCGGAGAUUGGUACAUUUUACUUGCGGUGCAAUCAGAGCCGUUGACAUACCGCCUUGGGAUGAGACUCCCUAUGAGAUUUUACCAAAUGGAAAAAAGGCAUACUUGGAUGAGGAAGAUGUCGUUACUUUUCUUGAUCCUCCUAAAGAAUUGAUUCCUUUGGACCCUCAUUCUUACAAUCCAGCUACUUAUCUUUGGAAAAAAAUUGAGGAUGUUCCUGAAGAUAGGCGCCAUAGAUUGUUGUCCUUGCUGAAACCUAGGCUUAUAUCAAGAGCAUGGCAGAUAGCUGGCACCCGGUAUGAGGAUCCUAAUUUGGCCAAGAAAUGUGCAUCCAACGUGCUAUGUUGUAGAGGUGGGGAAACAUCAAUUGAGUUUUAUAAUUGCCGAAGCAGUGGAGGACCUUGGCCUAUUGCUUGGAUGAAAUCCUUCAAGAAGGCUAUAUUCCAUUGCAAUGGUGGAAAGACGUAUGGGAGAUUGAUAGGUGGGUCAAUUCUGGCUCAAUUUACAAAUACCUCUAGUCCAUUAUACUUUAUGGUCACGCAACAUGGAGAAGUAAUGGCGACAGAGCAGCCAUGUGAUUUAGCUUACGAACUGGGAGACGGGCACUUGGAUCUCCAUAACUAUCCUCGAGGUUUUCCCACACCAGCAAAGCAUCCAUAUCCUUUCAACGAUCAGGUUGUUAUAUAUGUUCGUCAUGUUGGACCUGGGGUGUCGAUUGGGCAAGCAUGGCAAGAAGGAAGGAAAUUACAGCAAGUACCCAGGAAGCUAUGUAGUGAGAUUUUAAUGGUUAAAGAAUACGUUGCAUCUGUAGUAUGACAUUGAUGAAAUCUUCUUUGUCCUUUUUUGCACCAUUAUGAUGAUCUGCUGAUGGAUGGUGGAAUUCUUUAGCCUACAGUAGAGGGUUGUUGGGAAGUAUACAAGCCAAGGUUUUGUAAUGCUUUCUCUCAAGGAGUUGAAAGACGUGCUUGUAGAUUGCUUGAAAGGAGAAUAGGAGAAGAAAGAAGUUUAUGGAGAUAUGUGUUAUCCUUCUUUCCUGUUGAACUGAUUUUGAUCUUGAAUGCAGUUUCCCGCAUUUUUAAUAUAAUGUGGUAAACGUGAAUAUUUUGCGAGUCUCAGAUAUCUAUCUGUUUACACUAAUGUGGCUCAUGAAGUCCCAGUUAAGGUUGAAAAUUGAAUGGUAAAUUUGGUCUUCGGGCU
This is a messenger RNA of Jatropha curcas, 1486 nucleotides long. Its product is annotated as WD repeat protein. NCBI's taxonomy places the organism in Eukaryota, Viridiplantae, Streptophyta, Magnoliopsida, Malpighiales, Euphorbiaceae. The record is from RefSeq and is a predicted model, not a curated record.